Molecule: messenger RNA, 1436 nt
Organism: Gadus chalcogrammus (walleye pollock)
Lineage: Eukaryota; Metazoa; Chordata; Actinopteri; Gadiformes; Gadidae
Product: homeobox protein engrailed-1-B-like
Exons: 2
Biological process (GO): multicellular organism development; neuron differentiation; regulation of transcription by RNA polymerase II
Cellular component (GO): nucleus
Molecular function (GO): RNA polymerase II cis-regulatory region sequence-specific DNA binding; DNA-binding transcription factor activity, RNA polymerase II-specific
Source: RefSeq, a predicted model, not a curated record
GAGGAGGAGGAGGGGGAGGAGGAAGUGGAGGAGGAUGAGGAGGUGAACAUUUCGCUCCCGUCCCCGCUCGUACUGCCCCAGCAGGGGGCCCAGCACGGGGGCCACAGAACCACCAACUUCUUCAUCGACAACAUACUGCGGCCGGACUUCGGCUGCAGGAAGGACCGCGAGCCCCGAGGACAGACCCCGGGACGCGAGGACGGUAACCCGCUCAUAACACGGCCGUCGCACACGCAUCUGUGUUUGGACUCGCAUUGUAGCAGUGACAGCACCUCCUCUUCGUCUUCAUCCUCCUCCACUUCUUCGUCAUCUUCUUCCUCACCGUCCUCGAAACAGAGCGCGUCAAAGCAGCAGCAGCGCCAGGCGACCGGGGGCCAUGGGACCCCCGGGGCGAGCGCGCGCUACUCGGACAGUGCCUCGUCGGGUACGGCGAGGAGCGGCAGUAACGGUGGAGGAGGAGGAAGAGGAGGGUCUCCGCCCUCUACCGCCAAGGACUCGCAGGCGAUGCUGUGGCCCGCCUGGGUGUACUGCACACGCUACUCGGACCGGCCCUCAUCUGGGCCAAGGACACGCAAAUUGAAAAAGAAGAAAACCGACAAAAGUGACGACAAGCGGCCCCGGACUGCGUUCACCGCCGAGCAGCUGCAGCGGCUGAAGACGGAGUUCACGACCAGCCGCUACAUCACGGAGCAGCGCCGUCAGGCCCUGGCCCUGGAGCUCAGCCUCAACGAAUCACAGAUCAAGAUCUGGUUCCAGAACAAGAGGGCAAAGAUCAAGAAGGCCACGGGCUACAAGAACGGCCUGGCGCUGCAGCUGAUGGCGCAGGGGCUGUACAACCACUCGACCACCACGGUGCAGGAGGACCGGGAGGACAGCGACUAGAAGGACCACCACGGUGCAGGAGACCGGGAGGACAGCGACUAGAAGGACCACCACGGUGGACCGGAUGGACAGCGACUAGAAAGAACACCAUGGUGGAACGGGAGGACAGCGACGAGAAUAAGAGUGACGGGACGGGACGGGGUGACGGGGGGUUCGAGCGUAAAAAACGACGAAGUGACGAUUUCUUUGAUAGUUUUUUUUUUCGUGCGUUACUGCGCACGAAAAUUGCGCAUUUCUCAAUAUGGACAGUUUGAGACUGCAGGAUUGUUUGGGUUGCUAUUUAAGAAAAUGACACAAAUAUUUCUGUUAGGGAAACAGUAUAUGGACAUAAUUAUACGAAAGGGACAAACAUUAUUACACUUUAUUUAGCCUGAUAGUCCAUGUUCUAUAUAUUUAAUUUCAGGUAUCGGGGCUGCAUAUCUCUCUGAAUAUCGCAUACCCGCUGGAGAUUUUUUUAAUGGGUUUCUUUUUUUAUAAAAAAUAAUAAUGUUUCUCAUUGUUUUAUUUCGUAUUUUUCGUUCUCUCUCUCUCUCUCUCUCUCUCUCUCUCUCUCU